This is a messenger RNA of Morus notabilis, 2347 nucleotides long. RefSeq lists its product as uncharacterized. The transcript is spliced from 10 exons. Gene Ontology annotation, cellular component: Golgi apparatus; endoplasmic reticulum. Bases 124 to 1941 code for a protein of 605 amino acids. Lineage: Eukaryota; Viridiplantae; Streptophyta; Magnoliopsida; Rosales; Moraceae. The record is from RefSeq and is a predicted model, not a curated record.
CUUUUCCUUCUCAUUCCAUUUUCCUUUCUUUUCUCUCGCGUUCCUUAAAAUCACUAACUUUUCCUCGAUUCUCAUUUUCUCCCGUGGGAAAGUAAGAGAAAAUUCAGGUGAAAGCAAAAAUCAAUGGAGGAAAAGCACGUAGCUUUGGAAUCGAUCCCUAGCGAGGAUCAAGAGAUCGCCGUGAACAACCUCAACAAUAGCACCGGCAACAACGACCAUGGCUGGCAGAAGGUGACCUACGCCAAGCGCCAGAGGAAGACGAAACCCUCGGCGGCGGCGGCGGUCUCUGAUUCUCUCGCCAACGGCACUUCCAAGAUCGCAGCCAACGGUUCCCUCGCCGGCGGCGAUAAUGUGUUCCGGUCUCUGGAGCAGCAGUCGGAGGAUCGGCGCCGGCGAAUUCUCGAAGCUCAGAGGGCGGCCAAUGGCGUCGCCGACGGUAACGCUCCGGCCAGAUCGAAGGCCAGGUCUGACGACGACGAUGACGAUGAGGACAGCGAUGAGGAGAUCGCGGCUGCGGAGAACGGAAAGCCCGAGGAGACGAAGAAGGUGAAGCCGAAGAAACCAAAGAAGCCUAAGGUUACGGUGGCUGAAGCCGCGGCGAAGAUCGAUCCAAACCAUCUCUCGGCGUUUCUUGCGGAAAUUACAGCAUCGUAUGAGACGCAACAGGACAUCAGGCUGAUGCGGUUCGCCGACUAUUUCGGGCGCGCAUUCUCGGGGGUGAGCUCGGCGCAGUUUCCAUGGAUGAAGAUGUUCAGAGAGUCAACGGUGGCCAAGAUUGCCGAUGUUCCCCUUUCUCAUAUUCCUGAUGCUGUUUAUAAGACGUCUGUUGAUUGGAUCAACCAUCACUCCGUUGAGGAACUUGGAACUUUUGUAUUAUGGUCUUUAGAUAGCCUUUUGGCUGACUUUGCAAGUCAGCACGCUGGUGCUAAAGGCUCCAAAAAGGGUGUUCAGCACGUUUCAUCAAAAUCUCAGGUUGCAAUAUUUGUGGUCAUAGCUAUGGUGCUGCGAAGAAAACCUGAUGUAUUAGUUUACAUAUUGCCAAAGUUGCGGGAAACUCCAAAAUAUCAAGGGCAAGAUAAGCUUCCACUUAUUGUAUGGAUUAUACUCCAGGCCUGUCAAGGAGAUCUGGCUGUUGGUUUGUAUGCAUGGGCACGCAAUCUCUUGCCUUUAGUCAGUGGGAAAAGCAAUAAUCCACAGUCCAGGGAUCUGGUUUUACAGCUAGUUGAGAGGAUCUUGUCUACCCCUAAAGCUCUUACUAUUUUGGUAAAUGGUGCUGUCAGAAGGGGUGAGCGUUUGGUUCCACCUUCUGCAUUUGAGAUACUAAUGCGAGUUACCUUUUCAGCAUCUUCAGCCAGAGUUAAGGCAACCGAGAGGUUUGAGGUUAUAUACCCCACCCUAAAAGAGGUCGCUCUUGCUGGCUCUCCCGGAAGCAAAGCAAUGAAACAAGUUGCACAACAGAUACAAAGCUUUGCUAUUAAGGCUGCUGGAGAAAGCACUCCUGAACUGGCCAACGAAGCAUCUGCAGUUUUUAUUUGGUGCCUGACCCAGAAUGCUGAAUGUUACAAGCAGUGGGACAAGGUUUACGAAGACAAUCUCAAAGCAAGUGUAGCUGUCCUGAAAAAGCUCUCUGACCAUUGGAAAGAGCUACCAGUGAAACUGUCCCCUCUUGAUCCUAUGAGAGAAACUCUGAAGAAUUUCAGGCACAAGAAUGAGAAGGCAUUAGCUAGUGGGGCAGAUGCUACUCAACAAGCACUCCUCAAGGAUGCAGACAAGUAUUCUAAGCUGAUAUUGGGAAAGCUAUCCCGCGGAAAUGGGUGCAUGAAAAGCAUAGCCAUUAUUGUUAUUGCCUUGGCUGUAGGCGCUGCUGUCGUGUCCCCAAACAUUGAGUCUUUCGAUUGGCAGAAACUGGCUACGGCUUUCAGCGGUCAUCUGUCUAUUUGAGGAGAAAGGUUUCUCUGCCUCAGCCGUCAAUGAUGCAAAGCAUCAAUUUCUUUUUGUCAUACAGCAUCUAGCGCGCGGGCAAAGUUUCCCCUGAAUAAGGUGGCAGAAGUUUCUUGUAUACUUUUUUUCUGCAUCUCCAUGUGGGGAAAGAAGUAGCAAAAAUAGUUGAAAGGUUAAUACCGCUUUAAAAUUAUAAGAUGGUUUGUGCCAUUUAGGACUUUUCCUUACUUUUUUGACAUCUCUUGGGAACACUUUUAAGCAUAUUUACCUCUGACAUCUAUAGUGCCGGCAAAAAAGCAGAAGAGUUGAAUACACUUGUAGCUUUGGUCUGGUAUCUAUAUGAAAAAGGAAUACUUGGCAGGGUCUUUUUCUUUUUUCAAUUAAUUUUCAAUUUUUGGUUCUGGCA